ACAAAGUCAUCUCAUUCCUCACUCAAUCACAACUCAAAUUCAGCAUCUCUCCUUGAGCUUGUUCCAACAAUGUCAGGACGUGGAAAGGGAGGCAAGGGACUCGGAAAGGGAGGAGCAAAGAGACACAGGAAGGUUCUUCGUGAUAACAUCCAGGGAAUCACCAAGCCCGCCAUCCGAAGAUUGGCUCGUCGAGGAGGUGUCAAGCGUAUCAGUGGCUUGAUCUAUGAAGAGACUCGUGGUGUUCUCAAGAUCUUUCUUGAGAAUGUCAUCAGAGAUGCCGUAACCUACACUGAACACGCUCGCCGCAAGACUGUUACUGCAAUGGAUGUCGUCUAUGCUUUGAAACGACAGGGCCGUACCCUAUAUGGGUUUGGUGGUUAGGUCUAGGGUUUUGGUUGUGUGUUAGUGUGUAUUCACUGUAGAUCGUAUCUAAUUUCCCCUUUCGUUGUAUCCUGUUUCAAUAUCGUUGUCAAACCCCAUCUCGGGGUUUGAAUUUAUGUUAUGAAAAUCCUCCUAUUUUAUACAAUCGUCUGAGUUUCAUCGUCUAAA
Lactuca sativa (garden lettuce) is the source of this 549-nucleotide messenger RNA. Its product is annotated as histone H4. NCBI's taxonomy places the organism in Eukaryota, Viridiplantae, Streptophyta, Magnoliopsida, Asterales, Asteraceae. Gene Ontology annotation, cellular component: nucleosome. Gene Ontology annotation, molecular function: DNA binding; protein heterodimerization activity; structural constituent of chromatin. The record is from RefSeq and is a predicted model, not a curated record.